AUGAGUUGGACACUGUGUGCACUGCUAGCCAUAGGUGUGUGGACAAUCGGUGUAUUCAGCGCAUCAGUGCAAACUGGCCUCAUUGCACAGCUGAACUUCUGUGACUCCAACCACAUACAGCAUUUUUUGUGUGAACUCCCCUCGCUCCUGUUGCUGUCUUGUAGCCCCACAAUCCUAAAUGAUAUCAUGAUUAUCCUUGGUGAUAUCUACUUUGGUGUGUUCAACUUCUUGGUCACCAUGGUUUCCUAUGGCUGCAUUGUGGCCAGCAUCCUCCGCAUCCGCUCAGCUUCUGGCAAGCGCCGAGCCUUCUCUACCUGCUCUUCCCACCUCAUGGUGGUCACCUUGUACUAUUCCACUCUCAUCUAUACUUACUUCCUCCCGGGCUCUGGUGCCUCCAUGGAGUAUUACAAGGUUGUGGCUGCAUUGUACACAACUGUCAGUCCUGCCCUGAACCCACUCAUCUACACUCUGAGAAACAAGGAUGUGAAAGCAGCCCUCCAGAAAGUGACCCCUGCCUCCUGGUGGAGAAAGAGAGUGGCCACAUGA
Molecule: messenger RNA, 546 nt
Organism: Chrysochloris asiatica (Cape golden mole)
Lineage: Eukaryota; Metazoa; Chordata; Mammalia; Afrosoricida; Chrysochloridae
Product: olfactory receptor 13A1-like
Exons: 1
Coding region: 1-546 (181 amino acids)
Biological process (GO): G protein-coupled receptor signaling pathway
Cellular component (GO): membrane
Molecular function (GO): olfactory receptor activity
Source: RefSeq, a predicted model, not a curated record